Drechmeria coniospora is the source of this 441-nucleotide messenger RNA. Its product is annotated as Ribosomal protein S17e. Gene Ontology annotation, cellular component: ribosome. Gene Ontology annotation, molecular function: structural constituent of ribosome. The record is from RefSeq and is a predicted model, not a curated record. The transcript has 3 exons. The coding region runs from base 1 to 441 and encodes 146 amino acids. Gene Ontology annotation, biological process: translation. Lineage: Eukaryota; Fungi; Ascomycota; Sordariomycetes; Hypocreales; Ophiocordycipitaceae.
AUGGGUCGCGUUCGCACCAAGACAGUCAAGAAGUCCGCCAAGGUCAUCAUUGAGCGGUACUAUCCCCGCCUGACCCUCGACUUCGAGACCAACAAGCGCAUCUGCGAUGAGAUUGCCAUCAUUGCCUCCAAGCGCCUGCGCAACAAGAUUGCCGGCUACACCACCCAUCUGAUGAAGCGCAUUCAGCGUGGUCCCGUCCGUGGUAUUUCCUUCAAGCUUCAGGAAGAGGAGCGUGAGCGUAAGGACCAGUACGUCCCCGAGGUUUCCGCUCUCGACUUCACCCAGACGUCGGAGAACGGCCAGCUGGAUGUGGACGGCGAGACCAAGGACUUGCUCAAGCACCUCGGCUUCGAUUCUAUCCCCGUCAACGUCGUGGCUGUUUCUCAGACCCAGAUCCCCGAGCGCGGUGCCCGGAGGUUCGGCGAUCGUCGUCGCGACUAA